Messenger RNA from Sorex araneus (European shrew), 2823 nucleotides. RefSeq names its product retrotransposon Gag like 6 (gene RTL6). The record is from RefSeq and is a predicted model, not a curated record. Lineage: Eukaryota; Metazoa; Chordata; Mammalia; Eulipotyphla; Soricidae. The transcript has a single exon. Bases 141 to 863 code for a protein of 240 amino acids.
GCCGCCGCCGCGGGCCCGAGCCGAGCGGGAAGCAGCAGCGGGCGGGCCGGCGCCGCCCUGACCGCCCGGCGGAGGGCGCCGCGGACGCCAGGUAGGCGCAGGUGGGCGCGCGGGGCCCCCUUUGUGCCGGCGCGGGAGGCAUGGUGCAGCCGCGCGCCGCCAAGCUGGACGCCCCCGCCGCGUCGGCGCCCGCGGGCGCGCCGCUGGACGACGUGGUGGACACGCUGACCUCGCUGCGCCUGACCAACUCGGCGCUGCGGCGCGAGGCGUCCACGCUGCGGGCCGAGAAGGCCAACCUGACGCACAUGCUGGAGAGCGUCAUGGCCGAGCUGACGCUGCUGCGCACGCGGGCGCGCAUCCCGGGCGCGCUGCAGAUCACGCCGCCCGUGUCGGCCAUGGCCUCGGCCGGCGCGCGCCCGCUGACCACGCCGCCCACGUCGCUGCCCGAGCCCUUCUCGGGCGAGCCGGGCCAGCUGGCCGGCUUUCUCAUGCAGAUGGACCGCUUCAUGAUCUUCCAGGCGUCGCGCUUCCCCGGCGAGGCGGAGCGCGUGGCCUUCCUGGUGUCGCGGCUGACCGGCGAGGCCGAGCGCUGGGCCAUCCCGCACAUGCAGCCCGACAGCCCGCUGCGCAACAACUACCAGGGCUUCCUGGCCGAGCUGCGCCGGACCUACAAGUCCCCGCUGCGGCACGCGCGCCGCGCGCAGAUCCGCAAGACGGCCGCGUCCACGCGCGCCGUACGCGAGCGCCAGCUGCUGUGCCGCCAGCUGGCCGCGGGCGCGCCCCCCGCGCCCUGCCCCGUGCACCCGGCCGCCGGCGGGGCCAGCCCCGCGCCCGCCCUGCCCACGCGCGCGCGCCACCUCUGAGGCCCGCCGGCCCCGCGUCCUCCCCGCGCGCCUCCCCAGCGCCUCGCAUGUGGCCCCCUCCUGCUUGCUCGCGGAAACCCCCUUCCUCGCAGAAGAGAUGUCCACAGCGCCGCCCCCCGCGGCCCCCGGGCCCGGCGCCAGCCCACCCGCGACAGAGGACCCCCGGUGACUCGCCGUGGACACUGGAGUGCGGAGUCCCGCUCAGGCCGUGACUCGCCGUGGACACGGGUGCGGAGCCCGGCGCAGGCUGGUGACUCGCCGUGGACACCGGGGUGCGGCGCCCACCUGUGGCGGGGUCAGUGUGGCAGGCUGUGCCUCCUUCCGCGCCUGGCGUGGCUGCACCAGCUCCAGUGCCAGGACCUGCGGGGUGGAACUUCUCUGCUUCUGGGGAACCGCGGGCAGCUCGUGGGCACACCCCGGCCGGGGGCAAGGCCUGGUGGACACCUGUGCCCUCACACCGUUCCCUUGGAAGUCACGGCGGGACACGACACGACGCCCAGCCCAGCACCCGCUCCCGGAAGCGACCCGCGAGGCCCAGCCUGGGCCGGGAAGGGCCCUGGUGAUCCAGCGACGGUGCAGGUCCUGCUGGGCAGCUCAGAGGCCUCCGGCUGGACCGUUGUCCCUUUCCCGAGGGCCUUCAUCACCCAGGCCGGGGCUCCGCCUUCCCAGCUCACCUGGAGCCAAACUGCUGCGUCCAUAUGGCCGCUGAGCCUUGGUCCGGGCUGGGGUGCGGGGUGCGGGGAUCUGCCCUGCUCCGCCGCCUGGUCGAGGCCACAGCUCUCCGCCAGGGUCCCGGGGGCUGCGGCCGAGGACCCUUCCUCUUGCCCUGGGGUUUGGAUGUGGCCGGGGAGGUGACGGCCGGGGUCUCCCUGCUGCCCUGCCCAGCAGCCCCAGACGCCAGCCCAGGCCGUGCAGGUGGGACCUUGGCGUGAGAAGGGGGAAACGCCUGUGGGUCCUGUGUCUGGGGGCACCCCGAGGGCCGUGGCCCUGAGUUCCACGGCGUGUCUGUGGCCCAGUCAGCGGCUCUGCCACUCAGGGCUGCAGGCCCCCUGCCCUGGGGGCUGUGGUGGGGUUCCCGGGCCCUGCGGGGGGAGCUGCUCCGUGCUUUCCUGGGGGUCCAAGUCCUUGGAGCAGACAACAGCGGCUUUGUGAAGGGGACGGGCUGGGAGCGGGCCAGGACCUGACGGUUCCCAGCGGUGGGUCUGGCAGGCAGGGGUGAGGCUGCAGGAUGGGGGGCGCCUUGGGGCUCAUGGACGCCGCGAUCCAGACGCAUUUCUGGGGCGUCUGGGGAAGAACUGAGAGUUGCAGGGGCCUGGGGUCCCAGGGAGGCAUCCGCUGAGCCGGCGGUGGAGAUGCAGCCCCUCUGUUGGGGUGCAGGCCUGCAGGGCGGCCGUGGGGAGGGCAGAGGUCAGGGGCCUCCAGGUGGGGUGGCCCCUGGAGCUGAGCCUCCCUGUGCGGGACGGCGAGGGGGAGAGCCAGCAGCACUACGGGGUCAGCAGAGGGUGGACGGAGCCGUCAGUGCUCAUGGUCAGCACAUGCCGCUGGGCAGCCCCUUUGGUGGACACGCCUGGCCCUCCCCGGCUUGGUGCUGUGGGCAGCCGGCCCUGACGAGGACCCCCCCCCCCUUGGGGGCGAGCACCCACCUGAGGAGGCUCUGCCCGCGCCGAGCCCUUCCUGCAGACCCCCCAUCCGAGGGACCGGCAGACCCCACCCCAGCCUCGGAGCUUCCCACGACGCACGGCGGAACCUUCCAGAGCUGGCCUCCAGCCAGGCGUCCCCGCCCCUCCCGCCCCCGCCCCAGGGCCGUGGCGUGGCGGCGUGUCUCCGGGUCCCCAGCAGACCCGAGCGUCCUCCCCCUUGAAGCUGUCGUGUUUCCUCCGUGGGUGUCUGUGUCCUUCGUGCUGGCGUGCGGGGGCCGCGCUUUGUCCGAGCUGUCGCCUAUUAAAGAUAGUCACGUGCC